Paramecium sonneborni is the source of this 2243-nucleotide messenger RNA. Lineage: Eukaryota; Ciliophora; Oligohymenophorea; Peniculida; Parameciidae. The record is from the annotation of a GenBank genome assembly.
AAAUGUUAAAUUCAUCACCUCAUAUGAAAUUAGAUAAGCCAUAUACACAAAGUCCAUAAUACAAAAAGCAAUAUCCAUAUAACUUAGACACAAAUAUUCCAGUCAGAAACUCAUUCACUUCUAAAACUAUCAAAGAGAAUAGAUAAAACACAGAUUCUUAAUAUAAUGAAGAAUUAGAAUAUUACAAGAAUAGAUGUGCAGACCUUGAAAUUUAUGGAAGAUAAUUGAAAAGUGAAUUAGAUGCAAUGAUAAUCAGAAUGAGUAAAUAAGGUGUAUUGGAUGAUAAGACAGAAUUCAUAUUACAUUAGAAUUAGAUACUUAAUUAAGAUCUGGAUAAAUUACAAAAAAGUUAUGCAUAGAAAAAGACAGAAUGUGAAUUGUGGAGAUCAAAAUAUGAGCAAUAACUUAAUAGCGCAGUUUAAUGUAUAGAAAUUUAGUAUUGAAAUAAUAGUAAAAGCUUAAUAUGAGUUAGAUUUGAAGAAAUUAAGUAAUGAGUUAAAGUUAUUUGAGGAGAAAAAUAAUCUUUUAGAGAAAGAAAGAUCAUAAGAAGUUGAAGUGACUAAGACAACAAUUUAAAGUAUUAUACAUAAUAAAUAUUUUAAGUUUAAAAUGAAUAACAAAAACAUAGUUAUUUAAAAUAAAUAGAUAUGUUAGAGAAUUAAGUUAGAAAGCUUAGAGAGUAUGCAGAUAUGAGAGAUAAAGAAACAGAUAAUUUGGAAAUGAAAUUUAGUUAAAUUUUAUAGGAAAGAGAAUAUUAUGAGAGUUAAUUACUUAAAGAAAAUGAUAUUUUAAGAAAUAGAUUAUAGGAAUAAGAGAGAGAGUUUUUAGUUGAUAUGAAUAGUUUAAGAUAGAAAUAAGACAUUCUUUAUCAAGGUUAAGUUGAGAAUCUAAAGAAAUAAUUUAUAACAUAAUAAGAGAUUAUGGAUACAGAGAUUGAAAAGUUAAAGGGUCUUUUAGAUAUUAAGAAUACAGAGAUUGAAACUUUAUUAUUAUAAAAUAAGAGAAUGAGAGCAAAUUAUGAAGACGAAACUUAGACAAUAAGAAAUUAAUACGAAACUUUUGAAUAGAAAACAGUUAAAAAUGAAUAGAAGAUAUUGGAAGAUUCUUAGAAUGCUGAAAGAACUUUAAGAAUUUAAUAGGAAAGAGACAUAUAAAGUUAGAAAAGUUAAUUCAUAGAUUAAAUUAAGAUUCUUGAAAAUUAAGUAAACACUUAAAACAAGUAGAUAUCUGAAUAAGAAAAUUAAUUAGUUGAAUUAUAAAAGAAUAAGUAGGAAUUACUUUAGAUCAAUUCAUAGGAAUAAGAGAGAUCAUAAAAUAUCAUAAAUAGUUUAAAAAAAUAGGUAAUUAAUAUUUCAUUAUUUUAAUAGAUAUUAUAACAAUAGGAAUCGUUUUAAAUUUAAAUGUAAUAAAACUAUAGAGAUUAUGAAUAAUAAAAGUAAGAAUUGAUAAACUUUAAUGAAUAAUAAUCAGCAUUAAUGAAACAGUUAUAGUAACAAAUAUAAAAUUUAAAUCAAAUAAUUGAAUUGAAAGAAAAACAAUAUGAAACAACUUUAAUUUAAUUUAAACAAUUGAAUACUUAAACAUAUGUAUAAAAAUAAUAAAGAUUAUUAGAAUAAAUUUGUUGAAGUUUCUAAAGAGAAUGAAUAAAUAAAAGUGGAAUCAUAAAAAUAUAUAGAUGAAUUAGAAGAAUAGAUAGUAAUAUUAAAACAAUUAAAUGGAUAAUAAGAAUAAAAAAUAGUAUUUCUUGAGUCUUCUUUGGGGAGUGAAAAAUUAAAUGCAGAGAAAUAGAUAAUAAAUUUAGAUAACGAAAAUAGACAAAAAUGGUAAAUUAUUGAAUAAUUGAGAAUUGAAUUAAUAACAAAAGAAUAAAAUAUUCUCAAAUUAUAAAAUGAAAUAUAAGAUACUAAAAAUGCUUUAUAAAAUUAAUUAGAAGAAGAAAAACAAAAGAUUGAAUAAGAGAUGAAAAGAUUGUAGAUUAGUUAAAAUGAAGAAUUAGCAAAUACAAAGUAGAAGUGGCAUCUAAAAGAAAAUUCAGUGAAUUCAGAAUUAAUUCAAUUAAAAAGUUAAUUAUAAACUUAACAAACUCUAAAUAUAGAAUUGAGCAGACGGUAUGAUUUUAUGCAUAUAGUUUUAGAUUGGAACUUUAGGGAUAACAGAUUAAAUCAGUAGUAAAUGAAUCAGAUGUAAUUAAACAGUACAAAGUAUUAUCAGAAAUUUAACUUAUAAAUAGGCUUAAAAAUUGA